Culex quinquefasciatus (southern house mosquito) is the source of this 5111-nucleotide messenger RNA. Its product is annotated as chitin synthase chs-2. Gene Ontology annotation, molecular function: chitin synthase activity. Gene Ontology annotation, cellular component: cell septum; cell periphery. Lineage: Eukaryota; Metazoa; Arthropoda; Insecta; Diptera; Culicidae. The transcript is spliced from 9 exons. Bases 347 to 5068 code for a protein of 1573 amino acids. The record is from RefSeq and is a predicted model, not a curated record.
AUUCCAGUCGAGAGUCUUCCGCCGUACGGAACUAAUUGAAUUGCUGUGCUUGCGUACUGCGUACCGAGAGUUUGCCCUCGGCAAUUACCACUCCAAACGCUUGAACCAAUCUAGGUGAACAAAGUGGAACAAAUUUGUUGGAAAAAUAUUUGCAUCGCAGUUCGCGGAAAAAGGAACAACCCAGCUGGCCCGGGGGAAAUGUGAAGAAAGCAGUGUUAGAGUGAAUCCUGGAGGAAUAAAGUUGCACGCAGCAGAAGGCGAUCUGAUUGCAUUCAAUUUAACUAGUGUUGGAAAAGCUCAAAAAGUCAAGUGGUCGAGUGAAGGAAGACAGGGAACAACUUACACAAUGAAGACCAACGGCAACAGUAUGCAUUACUUCACCGAGUCUUCCGACGAUGAUGAUGAGGAAACUCUGAUGAUUAAAAAAGUCCACCAGGACAACAAACUGUGGGACUCCUUCCAGGACCCGCCGGUCCAGCAGACGUCCGGCUCGGCGGCCAGCCAGGAGUACCUGGUGGUGUUCAUCAAGGGGCUGAAGGUGUUCACGUACGCGUUCGUGUUCCUCGUAACGCUGGCCGCGGCCUGCUUCUCCAAGAUGUCCCUGCUGCUGAUGACGUCCAACAUCCGCGAGGGCACCAAGAACCGGUACUGUGACGCACGGCAACCCGACAAGCAGUUUGAGGCGUUUAUCCCGACGGAGCAACGGAUUGCGUGGAUGUGGGCGAUAAUUCUUUCUUUUGCAAUACCGGAGAUUGGGACGCUCAUUCGAGCGGCCCGGAUCUGCUUCUUCAAAAAUAUCCCACGACCUUCGUGGGGUCAGCUGGCAGUGGUGACGCUGAUGGAGAGCUUCCACGUGGCCGGUCUUGCCAUGCUGGUGUUCAUUGUGUUCCCGAAUCUGGACGCCGUCAAGGCCGCCAUGUUGACCAACUGUGUUUGCCUGGUUCCGGGGAUUUUGGGACUGCUGUCCCGUUCCGUAAACGAAUCCAAACUUCCCUUCAAGUACACCAUCGACGUGCUGGCCAUCAGUGCUCAAAUUACGGGGUUCGUAGUUUGGCCACUUCUAAGCAACCAGUUGGAACUGUGGUUCAUCCCGGUGUCCGUGUUCCUGGUGUCCUGCCAUUGGUGGGAGAACUACCUUUCUCUCAAGAGUUACUUCCGACCAUUUGCCACCCUCGCCAACAUCAAGGAAAAGCUGACCGAGUCCCGCUACUACACGUACCUCUUCAUGGCCCCGUACAAAAUUGUCUUCUUCCUGAGUGCUGCGAUUUUCGUGUCCGGCCAGUCGGUCACAAACUUUUUCGCCAUGUUCGCCACCGGUUGGGGCAACCACACCAUCGUGGUGCGCGAGAUGGAGGCAAUCCUGAGCGAAAAAUUCCCGGACCUAACCUCAAUCACGUCGGACCUGGAGGUGCUGCACAUCUUCCCGACGCCGAACGCCGUCCUCUGGGUGGCGCUGGUCCACGUGCUGUGCUCGCAUCUGUGCUACAUCUUCAGCAAGUUUUCGUGCAAAAUCCACAUCCAGAGCUUCUCGAUGGCGUUCCCGAUCAACCUGACGGUGCCGGUCACGGUCACGCUGCUGCUGGUGUUCUGCGGGUUGCGCGAAGCGGACGUGUGCGUGUUCAACGGCUUUCUGCCGGACUAUCUGUUCUUCCGGAUGCCGCCGAUUUACUACCUGUUCGAUUACGUGGUGAACGAGUUCUCCUGGCUGUGGCUGUUGUGGCUGCUGUCGCAGACCUGGAUCACGCGCCACUUGUGGAUGCCCAAGAGUGAUCGGAAUGCGUCCACGGAGAAGCUGUUUGUGACGCCGAUGUAUAACUGUUUGCUGGUGGACCAGAGCGUGGCCAUGAACCGGCGGCGCGAGGAUCAGGAGGACUUUGUCAAGAAGAUUGACAUGGUCAAGGCGAAGGACACCGAGCGCGGCAACGAGAUCGACGCGCGGGCCAACGAGCGGAAGAACGACGCGAUCAAGCCGUACGACCGCAUCCCGCAGAUCUUCAUCUGCGCCACCAUGUGGCACGAGAACAAGGAGGAGCUGAUGGAGUUCCUCAAGUCGAUCAUCCGGCUGGACGAGGACCAGUGCGCGCGGCGCAUGGCCAUGAAGCACAUCCAGGCGUCCAAGGAGGACAUCGAUCCGGACUAUUACGAUUUGGAGACGCACAUCUUCUUCGACGACGCCUUCGUGAAUGACAAGUCAAAGUGUGAGAGUGCGAGCGAUUCGCCGCUCAACUCGUACGUCAAGAUUCUAAUCAACAACAUCGAGGAAGCGGCACUGGAGGUUUACAAAACCAAGAUGCGAAUCUAUCCGCCGACCAAGAUCGUCACCCCGUACGGAGGUCGGCUGAUCUGGACGCUGCCGGGUCGUACGAAGAUGAUCGCGCACCUGAAGGACAAAAACAAGAUUCGGCACAAGAAGCGUUGGUCCCAGGUGAUGUACAUGUACUACCUGCUGGGCUACCGGAUCAUGCAGCUGAACACGUCGCCGGAGCGGAAGAUGGUGAUCGCGCAGAACACGUACCUGUUGGCGCUCGAUGGAGAUAUUGAUUUUCAGCCGAAGGCGGUGUCUCUGCUGGUGGAUCGGAUGAAGGUUGAUCCGGACUUGGGAGCGGCGUGUGGUCGGAUUCACCCGGUUGGGACCGGGCCGAUGGUGUGGUAUCAGAUCUUCGAGUACGCGAUCGGUCAUUGGCUGCAGAAGGCUACGGAGCACGUGAUUGGCUGCGUGCUCUGCUCACCGGGUUGUUUUUCGUUGUUCCGGGGUCGUGCGCUGAUGGAGAACUCGGUUAUGAAAAAGUACACGACCAAGUCGGAUCAGGCGCGGCAUUACGUGCAGUACGAUCAGGGUGAGGAUCGUUGGCUGUGCACGUUGCUGUUGAAGCAGAAGUUCCGGGUGGAGUAUUCGGCUGCUUCGGAUGCGUACACUCAUGCGCCGGAAGGGUUCAACGAGUUCUACAACCAGCGGCGACGCUGGGUUCCAUCGACAAUCGCGAACAUUUUCGAUCUUCUUGGGGACGCCAAGCGGGUUGUGAAGACCAACAACAGCAUCUCGAUGCCGUACAUCGUCUACCAGUGUAUGUUGAUGUUUGGAACGAUUCUUGGUCCGGGCACGAUCUUCCUCAUGAUGGUCGGAGCUUUGGUAGCUGUGUUUCGUAUUGAUAUCUGGACGUCUUUUCUGUGGAAUGGAGUCCCGCUGGCUGGGUUCAUGGCCAUUUGCUACUGGAUGAAGCAAAAGUACCAACUGAUUGCAGCGUUCUUCAUCUCGGCUGUAUACUCACUGGUCAUGAUGGCCGUGCUGGUCGGUAUUGUGAUUCAGGUGAUGGAGGACGGAAUCCUAGCACCGUCUUCCGUGUUCUUCAUGUCCGUGGCACUGCAAAUCGUUGUAACAGGACUGUUGCAUCCCCAAGAGCUGGAAGCGCUCCCCGCAGGUCUCGUGUACUACAUAACCAUCCCCUCGAUGUACAUGUUGCUGGUGAUCUACUCGGUGUUCAACAUGAACGACGUGUCCUGGGGAACACGUGAGAACCCAACAGAGGCUCCUAAAGCUGCGGCGGUUCCACAGGCACCACAAGGUCGCAUGAACAAACUCCUGGGCUAUCUACGCUCGGGAGACCAAGAAGACGAAGGAUCCAUCAAUUUCUCCGUCGCUGGACUGUUCAGCUGUCUGUUCUGUACCCACCCAAAGUCAAGCGCCGAGAAGGAACAGAUUGUCCAAGUCGCAGCCUCACUGGCAGAUAUCAACUCCAAGAUGAAAGAUCUGGAACUGAAAUUAACCGGCUCCGUCACCGUAAUGAGAUCCGCCGUCGACGACGAGGACUGCGAUGAGCUGCGCUGCCUGGACGACCUGCACCAGGAAGCGGGCUCGCCGACGUCGGGAGUGUCCUCGCCGAUCCAAACCGUCAAGACCUCCGAGCUGGAAGAGCCCGAAAAGCAGAUCAACUACCUGCCGGACUGGCUGUACGACGUGGACUUGCGCAACGGCGACACCGAGACCAUCUCGGCGUCCGAGGAGCAGUUCUGGAUCGAGCUGAUCGAGCGGUACCUCAAGCCGCUGGAUCUUACGGAGAGGCAGAAGAACGAAAUGGCCAGCCAGCUGAAGAAUCUGCGCGAUUUGGCCGUGUUUGCGUUCGUGAUGGCGAACGCGCUGUUCGUGCUGGUGGUGUUCCUGCUGCAGCUCAACAAGAAGGAUCUGCACAUACAGUGGUGGUUCAACGCGAAGAACACGAUCAGCUUCGACGAGAGUACGGUGGAGAUCAUCGUGCGGAGGGAGUUUUUGGAGUUGGAGCCUAUUGGGCUAGUGUUUGUGUUCUUCUUCGGGUUGAUUCUGAUCAUCCAGUUCAUAGCGAUGAUGAUGCACAGGUUUGGGACGAUUUCGCAAAUUUUGGCCUCGACGCAGCUCAAUUGGUACUGCUCGAAGAAAGCAAAGGACAUGUCGUUGGACGCUGAACUUAGGGAGAAUGCGGUGGAGAUUGCGCGUAGACUGCAGCGACCUAAGCCGCAGUGGGACGAGGAAGACUUGGAGGACGAGCAGAAGGACAUUGGGAGAAGGGAUACGAUCCGGCGGAUUCUGUACCAGCACAAGAACAAGCAGGACUGGAGCAACCUGGAGGCCAACUUCAAGCGCAACUAUUACAAGGACGGUGACCUGAACUUGGGAGGUCGAUUAACUUUGAGCAGGAAAACCCUCAACGUUUUGGACACCCGUAGAAAAUCAAUGGCAGAGCAGAGGAAGAUUCGAAAGUCCAUCAUCAGGGGUCAGAACCCUUACGACACGGCUGGAGACCUCUGGUAUCAGGGUAAUCCCGGUGAAGACUCCAACCCUCGGAAAUCAUCUUCUCCGCCUGGUUACAACGGAAACGGGGUUGGUCGGGGCAGGUCCUCGGCUGGCAAUGGGUACAAUCCUUCGCCGAAGAGGGAGAGUAGGGAGCGUGGCCGCACGAACUAUGCCUACCAGAUCGAUGAGGAGUAUGAAGACUACUCCGACGAGGAUGUUGAGUUUGAGCAAGGUCCACCGAUGGAGAUGACGGAACGUCCAACGGAAAAGUCCAAGCGCAAAAGUCGUGUGGCGUUUGCAUAAUCUGUAAUCCUCGUAAAAACAAACUAAAUUUGUAUUGAUUUAG